UUUUAUAUAAUAGCUUACGGGAAAUCUCUUAGUGGUUUCCCCAAAUUUUGGAGGGCUAAGGGCAAGGCAGGGCCCCUUCAUCUGGUUUUGUGCGUUGUGCAGUAAAUCAUUUUGCUGCAUUGCACCCAAGAUGCUUUCUGGCCUUUCCAAGGGCUGGGCAUAGCGUUUGCGAUGGGAACGCGUGAUGCUUCGUACCCACGCCCAUCCCGCCCUUGUUAACGCAGCCUCUGGCUUUCCUGUGUGAUUCUGAGCAGGACAUACGGUCCUGCCACGGAAAAGGAGCACCAGAGCUGAUUGCCUUUUGUUUGAAUUUUCGCUGUAAGCACGAAACUUCUUACAAGGAUUGAGAAUAGAUUUAUUUUGCCUCCUUAGAACAACACUCAGUUCACUAAGGCGAUGAAGGGCUUUUUCCUGGCACUAGAGCUAUACCGAGGGUAGGUCAGUUACGUAAUGUCUUAAGGCAGAAGUUAUUCCUUUGGUUCACUUACUCAUUCACUCAGCAGGCAUUUACUAAGCACCUGCCUAAGUGCUCGGUAGUGGGCUUGGUGCUGUGAGGAAGACAAGAUGAAUUGAACCUGAGCUUAGUCCUCAAGGAGCUUGACUGGCCCAGAGGAGAGAGAAGCUCAAGGGAAGUAAGUCUACACCAGGUAGAAGGGAUGGGUCCCCAAGAGAGGGUCAGAGGAAGAACUGGGGGACUCGGAGGAGGGAGAAGAACCAGGCUUCCACCCCAGGUGAUUAACUUAAGAAGAGAAUUAGGUCCCUCAAUUACUACCUGAUGAGGAGUGAUCUCUCUCAUAAGCGUCACAUCUCUGUGGAAGGGUGCUUCCUGACUGUGUGUUGGGCAUCUCAGACUGAUUAUGUUUAAGUUGGGCUCCAUCAUUCCAGGGCACCCCCCUCCUGCCCCCACCACACACCUGCUGCUGUUCCAUUGUUCCCUGUCUCAGGGAACAGCAUCAAGGCUCCCCUCUUCUUAGUGGUCCAAGCCAGAGGCUUAUCCCCCCUGCUCCCUCCCCACACCUGGGCUUGUUGAGUCAACCUCCUGACCUCUCACAUCUGUCCACCUCGCUCCACCCUCAUUUCUCCAGGCCAGGCCACCAUCAUCCCUUGCUUGGCUUACUGCCUCCCAGCCUGUCUUCACCAGACUCCCUUUACAGGGCUUCCAGGGGUGAUCUGGCCCUUGCUCACCAGCCCCCUGCACUUUCACACCCCUUGCACUUGUCUCCAUUUUGAAACCAUGCCAUGCUUUCUCAUGCCACCAGGCCUUUGCACAUGUCUCCCUUCUGCCUAGGACAUGUGCUUCCUUGCCACCCUCCUCCCUUGGUUUACUCCUGCCCUCCCCGUGACCUCAGCUGGGUCCCUGCUUCCUGGAGGAAUUUUCCUUUAGGGUCCAAGCCUCAGUAGGUGCAGCUCCUGGUUGCGUUGCCUGUGCCUAUCCUCCUGAGGGCUCCCUCACGCAGCUGCCGCCUCCAUGGUGCUGCACUGGAAGUCCUGGCAUACCAGGACCGUGUCCAUCAGUGGGGCUUUCCAUCCCUUCCUGCUGCCUGCACACAGAAGACGCCCAAGAAAAAGUCGUUGAUGGAAUUUGGUAUAAGUGCAGGUUGUACUAUUAUGGUUUGAGUCUAUGAAUGCCAGCAUCAUGAAUCCACCCUACCUCAGUUGAUUUCUCACUGUGCUGAAAUAGUAUUGCCCUUGUUUAUGUCAAGCUUAAAAAUGUAUAUAAGUGUGAAAGAGAGGAAUCAUUAUAUGAGCAGUUGGUAUUUGUUGGGUGUUCAUUGUGUGCCAGGCAUGGUUCUGAGUGCCUUAUAGCAUUAACUCAUUUCAUCGCCACAACAGCUCUGUGUGGUAGAUAUUUUUAUUAUCCCUAUUUUACAGAUGGAGAAACUGAGGUACAGAGAUCAAGGAACUUGCCUAAUAUCACAUGCUACUGAAGUCCAAGCAUGCAUUGUGGAAUGUGAUGAGCUCUUUGAGAAAGACAGGAAGUAGGACUGGACGUGAGGCUCUCAUAGGGCUGAAGAUGGUAGGUCACCAGGUGGAAGACGGUGCAGCGUGGGCUAAGCUCCGAGGCCAAGCAGAAUUACUUAAUCCAGAAUUCAAAACUCUGAGGAACCUCAGGCUCACUUUCACAUUCAUUCUUUCAGCAGCUAACUCAGUUUUCAGAGACUUGAACCUUGCCAAUGGACCUGAUUGGUUUUGGUUAUGCAGCCCUGGUGACAUUCGGAAGCAUUUUGGGAUAUAAGCGGAGAGGUGGUGUUCUGUCUUUGAUUGCUGGUCUUUCCGUUGGAUUUUUGGCUGGCUGUGGAGCUUACCGUGUCUCCAAUGACAAGCGAGACGUAAAAUUGUCCCUGUUUACAGCUUUCUUCCUGGCCACCAUAAUGGGGGUGAGGUUUAAGAGAUCCAAGAAAAUCAUGCCAGCUGGGCUGGUUGCAGGUUUAAGCCUCAUGAUGAUCCUGAGACUUGUCUUACUGCUGCUCUGAGAAUCCGCAGGAACUGAAAACUAAAUUUGAGUCAUUCUGCUGUAAUGGGCAGAGCCCACUCUUUGUAUUGAAAAGAUAAAUUCCAAUAUGGAAUGUUCACCGUGGUCUUAUUUUAUGGUAGGAACUGCAAAAGAAACACUGUCACCUCUAAUAUGGACACUGGUUUGAGGGAUUUUUUUUUUUUUAAACAAAUGGUUUAACUGUUUUCUAAUCGUCAGGUACUGGUUUCAUUAAAGGUAUUUAAUAAAUCGUGAUACACUGUUUGAUUUGCUGUGUCAUGUGGUUUUGUGUGUUUUUGGGUUUGGGGUUUUUUUUUUGACAGUUCCAAAUAUUCAUGUCUGAAAUAAGCUUAAAUUAAACUACAACCUACAGAUGAUGGAAUGCCCUAAGUGGGCUUCACAGAAUGCUAAUGUAUCUAUUUGUCAUUUGUGUUAUAUUUUAAAUUUUUUUUUUCCAUUUUAAUUGUAUUGCUACCAGUGUUUUUUCUUUCUUUAAAAUACUUCAUCCUCAGCACACUCUGUACCAACAGAAUGUAUUCAGUAUUCAAAUAAAAGAACUUCUGUUUUAAA
This is a messenger RNA of Lagenorhynchus albirostris (white-beaked dolphin), 3043 nucleotides long. RefSeq names its product transmembrane protein 14A (gene TMEM14A). The transcript is spliced from 5 exons. Lineage: Eukaryota; Metazoa; Chordata; Mammalia; Artiodactyla; Delphinidae. The coding region runs from base 2175 to 2474 and encodes 99 amino acids. Gene Ontology annotation, cellular component: mitochondrial membrane. Gene Ontology annotation, biological process: regulation of heme biosynthetic process. The record is from RefSeq and is a predicted model, not a curated record.